Trypanosoma cruzi is the source of this 594-nucleotide messenger RNA. RefSeq lists its product as uncharacterized. The record is from RefSeq and is a predicted model, not a curated record. Lineage: Eukaryota; Euglenozoa; Kinetoplastea; Trypanosomatida; Trypanosomatidae. The coding region runs from base 1 to 594 and encodes 197 amino acids. The transcript has a single exon.
AUGAAUCUUUUUUUUUUUUUUUUAAAAGGAAAUCAUCAGAAAAUCAACUCUAAGGGCCAAAAAAAAAAGGAAAGCAAACGAAUGAGCCGCAGGAAAAAAGAAGAGAAGCAUUUGACGGUAGCCAACAGAGUGCCAAUUGAUGGUACCAAGAUUUUAUUUCUUGACUGCGACGGUGUUGUGUCCCCCUUUGGCGGGAAGAUGUUUGCGCCCAAGCAAAUGUCCCUAUUGCGAACUAUUAUUGCGGAGACAGGGGCCAAAAUAGUCCUGAGCACCUCGUGGCGGAUGUCGGAGUUUGGGCGGGAAGAAGUGGCAAGGCAACUGGCCACGAAUAAUAUGCCGAACUAUAUUUCGUGCACGCCGUAUUUUCAUGACAAGUCUCGGGCGGUGGAAAUAUUAUCGUGGAUUGAGACCAACAAGGAACGGUACAAUAUUGUAAACUUUGUCGCACUUGAUGACAUAAAUUUACCUGCCACGGCGCCCAAUCGAGCUUUUUUUGCUCGUCAUGCUAUUACCACAAAUGCAUUCACUGGUCUCACAGAGGCCGAUGCCAAGGAAGCAAUAAGACUCUUAGAUGAUAGCAAUAACAUUGUAUGA